Haliaeetus leucocephalus (bald eagle) is the source of this 1398-nucleotide messenger RNA. RefSeq names its product solute carrier family 25 (mitochondrial iron transporter), member 28 (gene SLC25A28). The record is from RefSeq and is a predicted model, not a curated record. Gene Ontology annotation, biological process: iron import into the mitochondrion. Gene Ontology annotation, cellular component: mitochondrial membrane. Lineage: Eukaryota; Metazoa; Chordata; Aves; Accipitriformes; Accipitridae. Gene Ontology annotation, molecular function: ferrous iron transmembrane transporter activity. The transcript is spliced from 3 exons. The annotation marks the transcript as partial.
UUGCGGACGGGGAUGCAGAGCCUGCGGCCGGAGCCCGCCGCCCGGUACCGGAACGUGCUGGAGGCCCUGUGGCGCAUCGCCCGCACCGAGGGCGUCUGGCGGCCCAUGCGGGGCAUGAACAUCACCGCCACCGGCGCCGGCCCGGCCCACGCCCUCUACUUCGCCUGCUACGAAAAGUUAAAAAAGACGCUGAGCGACGUUAUCCACGCGGGGGGCAAUAGCCAUGUGGCCAACGGUGCAGCCGGGUGUGUAGCAACGUUGCUCCACGAUGCAGCCAUGAACCCUGCUGAAGUGGUCAAACAGAGGAUGCAGAUGUACAACUCGCCUUACCAGCGUGUGACGGACUGUGUGCGGGCUGUGUGGCGCAACGAAGGGGCCGGAGCUUUCUACCGCAGCUACACCACCCAGCUCACCAUGAACAUCCCCUUCCAAGCCAUUCACUUCAUGACCUACGAGUUCUUGCAAGAGCAGCUCAACCCCCACAGACAGUACAACCCAGGCUCCCAUGUGGUCUCCGGAGCCUGUGCAGGGGCUGUUGCUGCCGCUGCCACUACGCCUUUGGACGUUUGCAAAACGCUGCUCAACACCCAGGAGUCCCUGGCCUUGAGCUCCAACAUCAGCGGACACAUCACAGGCAUGGCCAAUGCCUUCAGGACGGUGUACCAAGUGGGUGGCGUGACCGCCUACUUCAGAGGGGUCCAGGCAAGAGUCAUUUAUCAGAUGCCCUCAACGGCAAUCGCCUGGUCUGUGUACGAGUUCUUCAAAUACAUCCUCACCAAGCGCCAGGAGGAGCGGCGGGCUGGGAAGUGAGCCAGAGCCAAACGCUGUUCCAGACCUGCUUCAUCUCCCCUCCUGGUUUGUCUUCUGACCCCUCUCCCUUUCGGUUCGGUUUGUUGAAGAGAGGAGGCGGCGAAGCCCUUCGGGGUUUAGCACUGCCGUUUUUUGCCUGUGGCUGCUGCAGCUCUGCUCAGGCUGCACGGCUUGCUCUCUCCCAGGGUCCUCUGAGAUGUCCCACUGGGAGUUCCAGCCCAGGUCACAUCCCCUGGCACUUCGGUGGAGCUGUGCUCCUGUCCUUCCCUUAACCAAAACCUCCUCUCACGCAAAGCUCGCCCCUCCUUGGAGGGGAAAGUGAAUGUCCUGCCCUGCCUCUGGCAGGGCCAAGCUGAGCUCACAGUCGCCAAGGAGGGGGCAGUGGCAGCACUGCCCGGGAUGCUGGGGACUUUGUAUGGCUUUUGGCUGAAGCAAAGUGUAAGCCUUGCCGUUGUCUUGUAGCACGCACACGCGAUGCUGACUGCCCCGCUGGUGGUGGGAGGGGGAGGAUGGCACUUGAGGAGGGGAGCCUGUAGGUUUGUUGUUGUUCCUGCUCUUGACACCUCCAAUAAAAACAGUUCUGCUCUA